AAGCAGCAGCUCGGUUCGGUAACGUGCAGUUGGAAAAACCAGCCUCAACCAUGGCCUCUGUUACCGCAACCGAUCAGUCCCGGAAAAAUGUGGAAUUUAUCGUCAAAAAUCUACUUGCUGGAGGUGUGGCCGGAAUGUGCUCAAAGACCGCCGUAGCGCCGCUUGAUCGCAUCAAGAUUUUGCUGCAAGCACACUCGAUCCACUACAAACAUCUCGGCGUAUUCAGCGGUCUGCAGCACAUCGUCAAGAAGGAAUCCUUCUUUGCCUUGUACAAGGGCAAUGGCGCACAGAUGGUACGAAUAUUUCCGUACGCCGCUACUCAAUUUACCGCGUUCGAGGUGUACAAGAAGUAUCUGAGCAAAGUGCUGGGCACGAACUUGCCGAUCAAGCACGCGGAUAAAUUUAUUGCCGGUGCGUCCGCGGGUGUGACCGCCGUCACCUUGACGUACCCUUUGGACACGAUAAGGGCCCGAUUGGCCUUUCAGGUGACCGGAGAGCAUCGGUACAACGGUAUUGCACACACCGCGGUCACGAUCUUCAGGACGGAAGGUGGAUUGCGUGCCCUUUACCGUGGAUUUGUACCGACGCUGAUGGGAAUGGUACCGUACGCAGGAUUUUCGUUCUACUGCUUCGAAAUGCUCAAGUUCGUCUGCAUGAAGUACGCCCCGGGCAUAACGUGUAAAAAGUGUGACCGCAACACCGGCGGAUUAGUCCUGUGUGUUCCCGCAAAGCUGCUGUGCGGUGGGUUCGCCGGUGCCGUAGCCCAAUCCUUCUCCUAUCCACUGGACGUGACCCGAAGGCGGAUGCAGCUAGCGAUGAUGAACCCGGAAACGGCAAAGUUCGGGAGCAUGGGAAUGUGGAAAACGUUAAGCAUAAUCUACAACGAGAACGGUAUCAUCAAAGGCCUUUACCGGGGGAUGUCGAUCAAUUACCUGCGCGCCAUUCCGAUGGUGGCAGUGUCGUUUUCAACCUACGAAGUGCUAAAGCAAGCCCUCAAACUGGACACGGGUAUGAAGAUUUGA
Molecule: messenger RNA, 1022 nt
Organism: Anopheles nili
Lineage: Eukaryota; Metazoa; Arthropoda; Insecta; Diptera; Culicidae
Product: solute carrier family 25 member 16-like
Exons: 7
Coding region: 51-1022 (323 amino acids)
Biological process (GO): transmembrane transport
Cellular component (GO): mitochondrial inner membrane
Source: RefSeq, a predicted model, not a curated record